Phyllostomus hastatus (greater spear-nosed bat) is the source of this 2954-nucleotide messenger RNA. It is a transcript of the gene MSRA, whose product is annotated as methionine sulfoxide reductase A. The transcript has 7 exons. Gene Ontology annotation, cellular component: cytoplasm. Gene Ontology annotation, biological process: cellular response to oxidative stress. The record is from RefSeq and is a predicted model, not a curated record. The coding region runs from base 1543 to 2343 and encodes 266 amino acids. Lineage: Eukaryota; Metazoa; Chordata; Mammalia; Chiroptera; Phyllostomidae. Gene Ontology annotation, molecular function: peptide-methionine (S)-S-oxide reductase activity.
UAUAGAAAGUGAAAAUCAGUAGACCGUUACCUUGAACAACAACAAAACUGCAAACAUCGUUUUACUUUUUUCUAGUCUUUCUUCAGUGAGUGUGCAAGUGGACGCAUAUGCAUUUUUUAUAUACAUACUACAUGGCACAGAUGUACGACCUGAGCUCUGCUGUGCUUUCUCACUUAAUGUUAUACAAGUACUUCCUGACAUGAAAAAUUCUUCAGUUUUUAGUUGCUGAGUAUUUCUAACAUAUUUAAUUUCAUACAACCAACCACUAAGCCAGAAAAAGCAAAUCAGUAUGUAUUGAAAGGCAGUUAUUAAAAAAAUCAACUGACAGAGUGUUUCUUUUAACAAAGGAAUGUUCUUACUUUUUCAAAUGCUUAGCAGUAACCAGGCCUUCACAAGCUUGGAAGGGACGACUUAGAGAGUGUUUCCGGUAAAGGCCUUGUAGAACCUAGUUUGUAUAAUCUUAUAGUAAAAGCAAAUAACUCAAAUGUAAAACGGAGGCAAAUUGCCCAGAGGAAAUGUAAAUUACAAAAUAAACACUUUUCAGUUUAAUGCCACAAGUCUGGCUAUAUUCUACAUUACAGUAGGGCUAAUCCUUCUGUCCUCCUUAUAUUACAGUCCAGACCACAGGAAAACCAAGAGGUAAAUAAACCUAUCCGGUGGGGGAAAGAGUUGGGUCAAAAGCCUUCUCAUUUCUGUGAGUGCUAACCUGAAGUUCCUUCCCUCAUGUAAGAUUAUCUGCCCAUUUUGGCAGAACAUUUGUGUAAAACCAAACUUGCACACAUGGAACACCAAAGUCACCCACCUGGCUCCACCCACCUUAUUUUUAGGGUUGAAAUUUUAUCGCAGAACAAAUGUUAUCUUUCCUGAUUUGAGAAACAAGAAUGCUCCUACAGUGCCAUCACAUUCACCUGAUCAGUUAGUGGUGGCAUUAGUGCCUUGCUCCUCUAUUUGCCCUCUUAUAAAAUGGGCUCGGUAUACUAUUACUAUUACCUGUGUGUGUACAUACACACAUUAUACUGAGUGAUCUUACCCAUUUUUGAAAACUGUGCUUAGUUUUCAUUUUCGAUACAUCUUCUCGGUAAUUAAUCAUAAUGGCUGCAAUGGAAAUAGACAUACAUCCUAGCUAGCUGUCUGUAUGGUAGUUUAUUUUGUAUCUUACUGGCAAUACCAAGCAAUAGCUAAGGAGGUUGUGAAAUGAGAAUGGACUUAAAAAUCAAAGGCUAGGCUUUUUUUGGCCCCUGACGCUUUACGUACUUCGUAAUGCUACUAAUACACUUGAUGUCAGCUUGGGAACUUAGCACUGUAGCCCGACCAGAAAAACUCCCUGGUGUCUCCCAGAAUCAGGCAACCCUUAGGGAGAGGACACGCCCUCAGGUACAGCACCCGUGGCUUGCGCCUUAGGUAACCUCGAUUCCGGGCAGCGGCUCAGUACAACGGUGUCCUCGCUGGGUGCCAGCAGUCCAGUGCUCGCUGAUCCCGCAGCUGCGGAUCGGCUCUCGACCGCGCCGUCCCGCCGGAGACCCCUUGGCCAGCAGCCUGCCCAUGCUCUCAGCCACUAGGAGGGCUCGCCAGCUCUUCCAUAUCCUUUCUCCUGUCCCGAGAAUGGGAGACUCCGCUUCUAAGAUCGUCAGCCCCGAGGACGCCCUGCCGGGCCGGAAGGACCGAAUCCCUGUGGCGGCGGUAGGCGGAGGCAGGCGGAGCGCCUCUUCUCUUCUGUGCAACUUUGAGUCCUCAGUAAGGGAAAGCACGCAGUUGGGCCACUGGGCGGAUGGCCAUGCCAAACAUCAUGUCAAUGGCAACAGCACAGUCGAGCCUUUCCCAGAGGGAACACAGAUGGCUGUAUUUGGAAUGGGCUGUUUCUGGGGAGCCGAGAGGAAAUUCUGGACCCUGGGAGGAGUAUAUUCAACUCAAGUUGGUUAUGCAGGAGGCUACACUCCCAAUCCUACUUAUGAAGAAGUCUGCUCAGGAAAAACUGGCCAUGCAGAAGUCGUUCGAGUGGUGUACCAGCCAGAACGCAUCAGCUUCGAGGAACUGCUCAAGGUCUUCUGGGAGAAUCAUGACCCGACCCAAGGCAUGCGCCAAGGCAACGACCACGGCUCGCAGUACCGCUCGGCCAUCUACCCGACCUCCGACGCGCACAUGCAGGCCGCCCUGAGGUCCAGAGAGGACUACCAGAAGGUUCUGUCAGAGCAUGGCUACGGCCAGAUCACGACCGACAUCCGGGGUGAACAGACGUUCUACUACGCGGAGGAUUACCACCAGCAGUACCUGAGCAAGAACCCCCACGGCUACUGUGGCCUCGGGGGCACCGGAGUGUCCUGCCCACUGGGCAUUAGAAAGUAAUUUCUCCCCACGCUCCUGGCCCUUGAAGUCACAGCAAAAACAGUUUCAAUGCACUGGGCAGUUCUUUCGCAGCUCACGUCGGUGGCUUUUGGAAGCGCACACAGCACAGAGGCCUCCGUAUAAUCUGGUGUGCGGAGGUGUGAUUCACACGGAGUGCCCUGGCAGGUUGAUAACAUGGAAUUUACCUUCUAAUUAGUUGUGGGGGGAGGGGAGCUGUGAGAUUUUUGGAUCAUUUGGGGUCUGAAUGAGGAUAAUAAAUAUACUCUGUUGGCUUUUCUCUGGUCUGGGAGCCCGCCCUGGAAGCUGCAGAAGGAAGGGGGCAGCUGUCGGCCGGCCGGAGCGUGCUGGAAACGCUUCACCCGAGCCCUGUCCCCCUCACAUGCCCUGCGCCCACCAGUGCCUUAAAAUUUGCAAACAUUUAUAGCCUCGGUGAAUCAUUCACUAAAAUGCUUUGUUCUUUAACCCUGUCCAUGGGCAAGGGACUCUCUCUGUCUCUGCACGGCCCUCCUGUGGCAGAGAAAAUGGGAGUUAGCUUAAUCAAUUCUAGUGCGUUGCUUACAGCUAUGAAAGUGCUUGUUCUAAUAAAGUCUACAGUCUAAUAAUACAAGCUA